Ascochyta rabiei is the source of this 2841-nucleotide messenger RNA. RefSeq lists its product as uncharacterized. The record is from RefSeq and is a predicted model, not a curated record. The transcript has 2 exons. The coding region runs from base 1 to 2841 and encodes 946 amino acids. Gene Ontology annotation, biological process: regulation of Rab protein signal transduction. Lineage: Eukaryota; Fungi; Ascomycota; Dothideomycetes; Pleosporales; Didymellaceae. Gene Ontology annotation, cellular component: cytoplasmic vesicle.
AUGGCACCGUCUCUGACCCUUCGUCCUCGCACUCGCGAUGACCGGCCGCCUACAAGGGACAAUACCGACCACAGUCUCAUCAUUCCCAGCCGGACGUCCUCUCUUCAUUCGCGCAUCACCCAGCCGCUCCCUUCGACAUUGAACGUCAAACAGGGUGCUCGCAGCCCCAAGACACUGACCCAUGCGUACAUGGUAUGCGGUGUUGGACGGGAACCAUCGCAAUGGGUGAAAGCACCGGCGCCGGCUCAGGGCAAGAUUGGGCACAUGAAGGGUGCAGUGGGCACCUUCUGGCUGCCAGAGAUUCUGGGUAGCAGCCCCAGACUGGAGCAAGACAACGAAAUCGCAAGGUCUCUUCACGCUGCCAUGCGGGCCUGCUUUCCUCACGAUGUCGAGAUUUGCACGGGACGGAGCCAGCCACAUUGUGUGCACCAUUCCUUUGUUCUCCAGCAAGAUUCCUCCCACACCCUUUACGGUAUUGCUCUGCGCGUCUGGUCUCGCGCAGACGAGAAGAGGGCUGAGACGAUCCGAGACCUGCGCAAGCGCAUCGAACCCGACUUCUUCGACAACCCUGAUGAGACCUACUGGAUCCCGUACUGCCUGAGUUUCCUCUCGAGGUAUCCCUUGUACAACUUACUUGGUGACUACCUUCGGGGCAUGUGGAUUCACUGGAACAAGGCAACAAACCUGUUCCACGCCGAGGAGGUGUCUCGCAUCCUGAGCUUCCCCGCUCCGCGAUUGAACGACCUAGUCCGGAUUGACAUGAAGGACUAUGCCUUGUGCUACCAGUUCCCCUCCUCGCCUACCGGGUUCCAGAAUUUCGCCAUGUGGCCGCUUUUCACCUGUCUCUCCAUCCCCAACAUUGUCGGCGUGAUCGAGGCUGCCGUGUCGCCGACACGACGCAUCAUAUUCACCAGCCACUACCCCGCCGUUCUCACCAUCGCAGCUGAAACGAUCCGGUAUUGCGUUCGGGUGUAUGAGUGGAGUGGUCUGUAUGUUCCUGUUGUACAUGCGCGUCAUGUCAAGGACCUCGUACAAGAGCCGGGCCCGUACAUCCUUGGUGUAACGUCGGAAUGUCGAUCACUCUUCACCGCUCCAACAGAUGCCCUCGUAGUGGACUUGGACCGAAACUUUGUGCUGACCUCGAGCCCACCGACCGCCCUGACUGCCGGACAGAGGACAAAGAUGAUCCAGCGCCUUACACAGGCCCUCAACGGCGAAGUGUCGCCGACCGGCGUUCCACAGCAUCUGCGAUCUGCUUACGGUGGCGGCAAGUUGAUUCCCGCUGGUCAGAUCAUCGUUAUGCGUGGUGAGGUUGAGAGCGUCCAGGACCCAGACUGGUGGAACCAGGAUGCGAUAAUGUCCAUUAUGGAUCACGUGUGCGAGAAGCUCGUAAGUCCUCAGCUAACCCAUUCUCGCCUCACAUCUGAUGCUGACAAUGUGCAGGGCCGUAACAGUGGGAUGAAGGCAAUCUUCGGUGGAUCUGUCAAGAAGCCUCUGAUGACCAAGGUUUCCAUGCGCCACCUCAACGAGAUUGUUCGCGAGCGCAAUCAGUACUCUCGUGAUGCCCAGGAAGCUUGGCAGGACUUCAUCAACCUCAAGGGUCGCAUGGAUACGGAGCUGUCCAAGGUCUCCAAGCGCAACAACUUCCUGGUCGAAGAGCUGGAAAGCUGGAAGCAGCAAUUCCUCAAGUUCCAGACUUUCGCUGAGCAGCUCACCAAGGAGACCCAAGAGCUCAAGGUCAAGAUUGAGAACCACAAGCGUGAAAACCGUCGCCUCACUAGUCUCAUUGACCAGCAGAAGGAUGAUGCCGCCCGUCUUACAAUCCGCCUCUCCGGCACCGAGAAGCAGCGUGACGAUGCUCUGGAGGCCCUUGUUCUGCAGCAGGAAAUUGCCGAGGAGUUGGAGCGCGAGAGGAAGAGGAACAAGAAGGAGAUGUCUGCCCUCCAGCACACCAACUCUGCAAUCAUCCGACAGCGAGAUGAGACUCAGCGUGUCGUUCUCCACCUCCGUGCCCUCAUCGAGGGCCAGACCCACCACAUGGAGCACAUUGUCAAGUCUUUGAACCAGGACGACAUGAACAACUACAUGGUAGAAGGCUUCGAGGACGUUACCGAGGAGGACGAGGACGAGGACGAGUUCCACGACUCCGAGCUACCUGAAACCCCCAAGAAGAACAGGUCCGAAGUUGGCACCGUCCGCGGCGCAUCCGUCACGGAGAGCCGCAAUGACUCAAGAUCAAGCACCGCCAACGGUACGCACCUCGAUGGCGUCGACGUCACACCCGAUAUGGAGUACCGCUUACACAAUUCUCCAGCGCGCAACUCGAAGCGCUUCUCGAACCAGUCCAUGGUUGAUGUCGCCGAUCGCGUCCUCCGCGACAAGACCGACGCCAUUGCCUACAUCAUCCGCAACAUAUCGGAGCAGUGCGCUGCCGCCGUCGAGGGGCUCCAGCUUGCCCAGCGUGCCGACACCGAAGACGGUGACACCCACAGCGAACGUCGUGCCAGCGUAGGCCAGCAGUCAACUGCCGAUGGACGGGCACAGUCCACAAUCGGCAGCGAGUACGGCGACGAGGACAUGCUUCGCCCUGGCCGGCGUUCCAGCAUUCCUCCUACCCCUGAUCUGAGCCACCGAUCAAGCACAUCGAUGUCCAUGGCCAGCGCCUCGACAACACCAGACAGGACGAGUCUGCAGCACCGAUCGUACGAUGUUCCUGACGUGCCCACGCGCAUCAUAGAGGAUGAGUCGUUCGACGACAGCAACUCGUACUCGGACUUGCCCGUCUCCAAGUACGCCACGCCUCUACCUCGCUCGCGCCAGAGCUCGCGGCAUGUGCGGUAG